Zychaea mexicana is the source of this 624-nucleotide messenger RNA. RefSeq lists its product as uncharacterized. Bases 45 to 536 code for a protein of 163 amino acids. The transcript is spliced from 2 exons. The record is from RefSeq and is a predicted model, not a curated record. Lineage: Eukaryota; Fungi; Mucoromycota; Mucoromycetes; Mucorales; Lichtheimiaceae.
ACCUUUUUCUUCUUCUUCUCGUUCUUAAUAGUUGACUUUCUCCAAUGGUCUUGCGAACGUUUGCUGCUUUGUUGCUAGUAGUACUGCUGAUAAGCUCGGCAACAACAUUGGCCUUCUCCUUUGAUGAUGAUUCGAGAAGCAACAGCAAUCCAAGUACGACCUCUGCUGCCGCUAUCAGCACCAGCAUGAGACGACGACCUCGCCAAUUCCGCAUGGAUAUCUACUCGCGUCCUAAUCACAAAGGCACAGUUCAACACGUAGGGACGAGCAAUGGAGCCAGUACACCAUGCUGGAAUUUACAAUCAAAACAUAUCGGCUCGUUUGAUGUCAAUGAUCCUAUGGUGAAAAUAUCCUUCUAUCGCUCUGCCGAUUGCCUUGGUGCCCCAUCUCAAGUUUUCCGUGGCUCGCUCGAUCAAAGAAAGCAUAGCAAUGUGCAGCUACGCGCCAGAUCCGUUUCGAUAAAGAAACUACGCCCCAUCCUAUUAUCCGAGACUAUAUCUACUUCUAAGACCACUGUUUCCUCUCAUCAUUUAUAAACCUACCCAUAUGUACAUAUCCCGUUAUCUAAUACCUUUUUCUGUCACAGUAAUACUAUGCAAUAAAAAACAAGCAUCUUUUGUACAU